AUGGCUAACUCCUCCGCUGAUUCCGCCGCCGACCACCGCAACAAGCACCUCUCCGUCAAUCCACCGCACCAGAUCUUCAAAGAUAUCCAGGGUUCUGACAAUCCUAUUCCUCUCUCACCUCAGUGGCUUCUCUCCAAACCAGGGGAGAACAAGACUGGAAUGGGAACUGUGGAUGCUCAGGGGCUGCAAAAUCCUUAUGGGAACAGCUCGGAUAUUGUGAGAUCGGCAGGAAACGGGGAGGAGACACCGGAUCAUCUGAAGAAAAAAGAUGUUUUCCGUCCUUCCUUGCUUGAUGCAGAAAGUGGUCGCCGUGAUCGUUGGCGUGAUGAGGAGAGGGACACCUUGUCCACAGUCCGGAAAGACCGCUGGCGGAAUGGUGAGAAAGAGUUUGGUGAUAAUAAGAAGACUGACCGGUGGGAUAAUGUGGCCCCUAAAAACUUUGGGGAGCCACGGCGUGGGUGGACUGACUCUGGAAACAAGGAUGCUGGACCAGAGCAGCGGCGUGGUCCAAAUGACCGGUGGGCUGAUUCAGGAAACAAGGAUGCUGGGCCAGAGCAGCGGCGUGAGAGCAAGUGGAACUCUCGCUGGGGACCUGAUGAUAAGGAAGCUGAGAUUACGCGUAACAAGUGGGAUGAGUCUGGUAAAGAUGGUGAAAUCAUGCGUGAGAAGGGUCCGUCUCUUCCUACUGGUGAUGGAGACCAUUACAAGCCCUGGAGACCCUCUCAAGGUCGAGGAAGAGGAGAAGCUCUUCAAACAACGCCAAACAAGCAGUUUACACCCUUCUCCAGCAGGGGGCGUGGAGACAACACUGCUGUCUUUUCAGCUGGACGUGGAAGGGUGAGCCCUGGUGGAAGCCUUUUUACUAGCGGAUCGAACCUUGGAUCUUCCUUUGAAAAGGGGGCAAGUGGUCAUGGAGAGCCUCCCCAUCUGAGAUAUAGCAGAGUAAAACUGUUGGAUGUGUUCAGGAUAGCAGAUACAGAGUGUUUUGAAAAGUUUCCAGAUGGGUUCAUCGAGGUGCCUUCCCUUACGUGUGAGCAGCCGACGGAUCCUCUGGCUCUCUGCCCUCCAAGUUCCGAGGAAGUGACUGUUCUGGAUGCGAUUGAGACAGGAAAAAUAGUGAGCAGUGGUGCCCCUCAAGUAUCCAAGGAUGGCCCUAGUGGACGAAAUCCAGUCGAGUUUUCACAACCUAGGCGAAUCAGGCCUGCUGGAAGCAGAGAAGAUAUGGCAUAUGCUGCUGAGGAAUCUAAAGAUGAAAGUGGAGAAACAAGGAUCUAUCCAGAUGCUAAGUUCAGGCCUGAAGGUUCUCAUGAAGGUUAUGCUCCUUUUAGGAAAGGCAAUGAGGUGCCUGUCAGAGAAAUGAAAGAGCCCAGUAUGCAGGGAAAUAAUCAUACUCAAUCUCCAUGGCGCCAGCCUGUGGGAGAAAGGCCGAGUAGGAUCUCACAUGAUUGGAAUGACCCUUCAGCUGAUAACAGGCUGAAAUCUUCUGACAACGUAUGGUCACAUCCCAAAGAUUCAGUAAACCAUUCAGGUGGCAGUAUGAUGAACUUGCCACAGUCCAAAGGUGAAUCAAGAUGGCAAAUCGGUGAAGAUCCUGCCCUAAGAAGGCAGCCAUCUCUGGUGUUCGACAGGGAGCGGGAAGUUGGAAAGCUUCUGCCACCUACACCUGAGGAACUUACACUCUAUUAUAAAGAUCCUCAAGGUUUAGUUCAAGGCCCUUUUACGGGAACUGAUAUCAUUGGAUGGUUUGAAGCUGGAUAUUUUGGCAUAGAUUUGCUAGUUCGUCUUGCGAAUGCACCAAACGAUUCUCCUUUUUCGCUACUCGGUGAUGUGAUGCCACAUUUGCGGGCUAAGUCGGGGCCACCACCUGGAUUUACCGGUUCCAAGCCAAAUGAAUUUAUUGAUGCGGCUGCUACACCAGCCUUCCCUGGUGUGGGGAAUGUUCAUUCUGGGAUGGGUGAAGCUGAUAUUUUGCAAACCGAUAUGAGGUUUAAGCACGGUGGAGGGUCUGUAGCGGAGAAUCGGUUUAUUGAAUCGUUGAUGUCUGGGAGUUUGAACAAUUCAUCUCAAGGUGCUCAAGGAUAUGCGGUAAAUAGCUCUGUUGGGCUGUCUUUACCAGGUAGUGAUGGUGGGGCUGACAUGUAUCUCUUGGCAAAGAAAUUGGAACUCGAACGGCAGAGAUCAGUACCUAGUCCGUAUUCGUUUUGGCCUGGUCGGGAAUCUGCAAACCUGAUGCCAGGAUCGGAGAAUGUGUCAGAGAAUGCUCAACAACCCGCUCGCUCCCCAAGUUCUGAUUUGUUGUCCAUCCUCCAAGGUGCAACGGAUAGGUCUUCUCCUGCUGUUACUGGUCCUCUUCCGGCGUGGUCGCAUUCCAAUCAAACUCAGACUCCCUUUGGGGUCCAACAGCAAAGGUUGCCAGAGCAGAAUUCACCUUUGGCAGGGUUACUUGGUCAACCUAUGGAAAAUAAUCCAGCCGGCAUGUUACCCCCUGAUAUGAUGCUCGGCUCUGGACUCUCCCACGAACAGCAAUCGCUCAAUCUGUUACAGCAGCAACAGCUCUUGUUGCAGAUGAAUGCUCAGGGACCUCUUUCUUCACAGCAGCAGCGUCUGUACUUCGAAAAGAUGCUCUUGCUUAAACACCAACAGAAACAAGAAGAGCAGCAGCAGUUGUUACGACAGCAACAACAGCUGUUUUCCCAGGUUCUUGCUGAUCAGCAGCGUUCUCAGCAGCGGUUUGGAGAGACGUCUUUUGGACAGUUGCAGCAAUCUUUUGAUGCUCUUAGGCUGCAAGCAUCCAAAGAUAUGACGCAGGCCAAUCAGCAAAUGCAGGCUCCUGUUUCCCACGAAGAACGAGGUGCCAACUUAACUGAUUUGCUCUCGGUAAGUCAUGCCACCAAUCAGAAUGCUGCUGCUUUCGGAAGCCAUCCUCAACACCUGCAACACCAGCUGUUUGGCAAUGUUGAGCCUAGGACGAGCGAGGGGACAGUUCAAAUCGAUGAUACCCAUAACAGAAAUUCAAGAUCAGAAUAUGAAAGAACAGUUGCUGCGGAUUACAUGAACAGCUUGUACUCUGAUAAGCCUGUCCUCUCUACUGGUUAUCAUCCUACGCUUAACAAGGAAGAAGAACCUGUGAGCCGUCAAAACAAUGAAAGCCCCACUCCUACAAUGACAGCUCCCGAAACACGUGAAAGUAAGUCGCUGGAGGAGAAGGCCAGUAAUGAGUUAUCUUUGGAGAUUCCUGCAGCUGAAGUUAAAAACAAUGAAGUUCCUGGAGGUCGAAAGACUUCUGGAAAGAAAGCCAAGAAGCAGCAGGCUAAGCAGGCGGCUGAUGCUGUUAAGGCAACUUCUAAAGCUUCUCUGCAAGAGGCAACGCAACCUGAAACUGGAAGCGUUGAUGAUUCCGAGAUGAAGGGGAAAAGUAAAAAGUUAUCUGACACUUUGAUAGACAAUGAUACUCACCCCAGUAAGAGCUCCGAAGCUGAUUUAUUCUGGGGAGAAUCUGGUGUGAGUGAGUCUUCACUGCAAAACACACGAACGCAACCGGUACGAGCUUGGAAGCCUGCCCCUGGCUUUAAACCAAAGUCAUUGCUAGAAAUUCAAAUGGAAGAACAGAGGGUAACACAAGCAGAAGCUUUAGCUCCAAAGGUUUCUCCUUCCGUGAGUUCAGUGGGUUUGGCUUCUCCUUGGGCAGGGAUUGUUGCCAAUUCAGAUCCUAUCAACCUAAGAGAGCCUCACGGAGAGUCGGUUACUACUCAAACCAGUGUUGUAAAGCCUGCAAGUGUUCCUGCUCUCACGGGUAAGAAGAGUCAGGCUGAUGAUGUUGUGGCCAAAGAGAGGGAAAUCAUUUCCAACGACGCAUUUAUGCAAGCCGCACUUGCUAAUGCAGAGUCUUUAGAUGAUGAUAACUUUAUCGAUGCUAAGGAAACAAAAAAGAGCCGCAAGAAGUCUGCGAGAGCAAAGAAUUCUGCAGCAAAAGUUGUUGCGCAAGUUCCUGCUGUAGAAACAUCCCUCCCAACAAAUUCCGUUGAGAAGGGAAAAAGUUCUCGCGUUGCGCAGCAGCAAGAAGUUUUGCCUACUAUUCCUUCUGGGCCUUCUUUGGGAGAUUUUGUUCUCUGGAAAGGAGAGACUGUGAACAAUCCUCCACCGGCUGCUGCAUGGUCCACUGGUCCUAACAAAUCCGCGAAACCUUUCUCACUUAGGGACAUCGUGAGGGAGCAGGAGAAGUUGACGACCUCAUCUCAUCCGCCGCCAAGUCCAGUACCUACCACCCAGAAACCAACUCCACCACAGGCUGUUUCUCAACCUUCCUGGUCACGUUCCGCAGCUUCUCCUUCGCAGGCUGUUUCUCAACCUUCCUCGCAGUCAAGAUCCAGAGGAGAUGAUGACCUUUUCUGGGGUCCAGUUGAGCAAUCAACCCAAGAAUCAAAACAGGGAGACUUCCCUCAGCUUUCAAAUCAGAACAGUUGGGGAACCAAAAACACUCCUGCGAAAGGAAAUGCAGGAAGUUCACAGAAUCGUCAGAAAUCUGUUUCAGCUGGAUCUGCCUCACCUGUUGUUAAAGGGAAAAAGGAAGCAGUGACGAAGCUCACAGAGGCAAAUGGCUUCAGAGAUUGGUGCAGAAGCGAAUGUCUCAGACUUCUUGGUUCAGAAGAUACGAGCGUCUUGGAAUUUUGUCUGAAGCUGUCCCGAUCAGAAGCCGAGACACUUCUGAUCGAAAACCUCGGUUCGGUUGAUCGAGACCACAAGUUCAUCGACAAGUUUCUCAACUACAAAGACUUGUUACCAUCAGAAGUGGUCGAAAUCGCAUUUCAAUCAAAGAGCUCAGGAGGAGUCGGGAUAAUUCGAAACAACAACAACAACAACAACAACAACAACAACAACAACAAUACGGGAGGAGAUGACUAUUACACAGCUACUGCGAACGAAGGUUUCUCGAAAGUUGGAGGAAAGAAGAAGGCCAAGAAAGGGAAGAAGGUAAACUUGAGUGCAUCGGUUCUUGGUUUUAACGUGGUUAGCAACAGGAUUAUGAUGGGGGAGAUUCAGUCGAUUGAGGAUUAA
Molecule: messenger RNA, 5055 nt
Organism: Microthlaspi erraticum
Lineage: Eukaryota; Viridiplantae; Streptophyta; Magnoliopsida; Brassicales; Brassicaceae
Source: the annotation of a GenBank genome assembly